AUGAAAGAUUUAAACCAGCAAAUCCACACAGAAGUCCCCGAAUCUCUUUACCAGAAAAUAAACCCACGGGAAACCAGUAUGAUAAUAAAAUCUCAAGAAGAAACCCCUACUACAACCAGUGAAAGCGAACAGUCUCCAGUUUUGGAAAAUGGCCACCCAGAUGUGACAUCUGAAUCGAACAAUUUCUCAUCAGAAACUGAACUCAACAUGGAUUUCAUCUCGAAAACUCUUGAAGAACAGCAAAUACCUUGCUCGGUUUGUAGGGAAAGUAUUACUUCUGCUGAUGGGGUUAGAGUGGGGGACAAGUUUUAUCACAGAAACUGUUUUGUUUGUGGGAUUUGUGAUCGUUACUUUGAUCCUUCAGACGAGAUUUUCAUCGGAAAAAACAAUAAAAUCCUGUGUGUAUCAUGUAAGAUAGCAAAACCAGAAGAGAUAAAAACAGUAGAUGUGUGUGUGUACUGCAAGAAGCCACUCGGUUCAGCCGCUAUGGUGGCGCUCGACUACAAGUGGCACCCUGAGUGUUUUGUGUGUGCUGAUUGUGGGGUAGUUCUCACAGGAUUCUUCAGAGAUACUGACGGUGUUCCGUAUUGUGAGCCAUGCUGGCUCAGAAACUUUGCUAAGAUCUGUAAUAAGUGCAGGGAGCCUAUAGGAGAGCAAGUUAUGACUAUUGAAGAGAACCAUUAUCAUGUUGAUUGUGUCAAGUGUUCCGUGUGCAAUAAAAGUUUUGAUAACGUUCUGGAUAUUCUGGCAAUCGACAGUGAUUUUUGGCAUGUAGACUGCUUCAAAGAGGCCGAAUCUGAAUCAGAUUCUGAGUCCACUUGUUCAACUUCGUCAGCUCUACUGGGUAUCUACAAUCAUUCACUCGGACUCUCAGCAAAUACAUCAACAUCACAAGCCAACUCGAACAGCGGCAACAAAAAAUCUCUGAAGAUCUCCACAGUAUCCUUCACACCUGCUCCCAAACCUAAAUCACUACAAGGUGAGGAAGGAGUCAUGUCACCAGUAGAAGUACCAGUGACGUCAUCUGAAGCAGCAGUGACGUCAUAUGUUGAGAUUAGCACUCCCUUACAACCUGAGCCAGAGGAGAACACUGAGAUGUGCGAGCCUUUGUUGAGACCUCAGUCAAACUGUAGCACUAAACAGAGCACAUGUUGUGUUAUUUCGUGA
Bolinopsis microptera is the source of this 1167-nucleotide messenger RNA. RefSeq names its product actin-binding LIM protein 1-like. The transcript has a single exon. The record is from RefSeq and is a predicted model, not a curated record. Bases 1 to 1167 code for a protein of 388 amino acids. Lineage: Eukaryota; Metazoa; Ctenophora; Tentaculata; Lobata; Bolinopsidae.